Messenger RNA from Exophiala dermatitidis NIH/UT8656, 2776 nucleotides. RefSeq lists its product as uncharacterized. Bases 256 to 2460 code for a protein of 734 amino acids. The record is from RefSeq and is a predicted model, not a curated record. Gene Ontology annotation, cellular component: membrane. Gene Ontology annotation, biological process: magnesium ion transport. NCBI's taxonomy places the organism in Eukaryota, Fungi, Ascomycota, Eurotiomycetes, Chaetothyriales, Herpotrichiellaceae. Gene Ontology annotation, molecular function: magnesium ion transmembrane transporter activity. The transcript has a single exon.
CGUCGAUGGAGAUUCAAGGCACUUCAACAACUAACACCUCCGCCGCAUCUCAUGGCUUAUAAAGAUCCUUAUUGUCAUAUGUUUAUGGUGCUUCGGGCAGGGCCUUUAUGCCUUAGACAUUGCUAGAUAUUGACCUCUGCUCAUGCCGCAACGACGCCUGUUCGCAUACCCACCCGCAACCCCUACGAUAUUUCCUGAAACCCUGUCUCUACUGCGAUUCCAGGGCUCACACCGAGAUCACUAGUUGUGGCAUCCAUGCACAUACCUAACUCUCCUACCACAGCUGAUCACCAUCAGUUGCACCCCUUCAUCUUCCUUCUCAAGUCCGGGGGAGCGCAUCCUGGGGACGAUGAGCAGUUGCAACAACGGUGGUCGUCAUUGAUUGGAAUCAUAACAGCAAUUGUCGGAAACUUGCUUAUAUCAUUUGCACUCAAUACGCAGAGAUAUGCACAUAUCCUUAUAGACCGACAGUGCAGACAAGGAAAGAGUCAAUCUGAAAAUGGUGUAUUUUUGCGGAAGCCCAUUGGAUAUGGCUCUGCCACGCAAGGAGAUGCUGCGGCAGCACGGGAAAGGAGCGACAUCGUUAAAAUCGCAAGUGGCGGUGCUGCACGCAGUGGCUCCAUUAGUCCCUCAACGGACGGGUCAUUACAUGUUCCGGAUGACGUGCGGAAGCGACAAGAUCGUCAUGAGAAAGGCUCCGCGGAGGACCAGGACCGACCAUCAUAUCUGAAAUCGCCGUACUGGUGGCUAGGCCUGGUGUUGAUGGUCAUCGGAGAGGCCGGGAACUUCCUCGCCUACGGAUUCGCGCCUGCACAUAUCGUCAGUCCUUUGGGAGUGGUGGCGCUGAUAUCGAAUUGUCUAAUUGCUCCUUUGAUGCUCCACGAGCGCUUCAGAAAGCGCGAUGCUUGGGGAGUCCUUAUAGCCAUCGCUGGCGCUGUCACGGUUGUACUGUCUGCGCAAACUAGUGAAGGAAAGUUUGGACCUGGAGAACUAUGGAGGAGCAUCAAGAGAUGGGAAUUCCUCCUUUACGUCCUCAUCACCUUGUUACUCAUUGGUGUUCUUAUGUACGUGGAACCACAAUAUGGUCGGAAGACCAUCCUCCUCGAUCUUGGGCUGGUGGGCUUGUUUGGAGGCUAUACCGUCCUAUCGACAAAAGGGGUUUCAUCGCUUUUGUCAGCAUCGCUUUGGAAAGCAUUUACCUAUCCCAUCACCUACUGCCUGGCCCUUAUUCUGGUUGGAUCGGCACUCAUGCAAAUUCGGUAUCUGAAUCGAGCCUUACAAAACUACGACUCAACGCAGGUGAUACCAACACAGUUUGUGCUUUUCACACUCUCAGUCAUUCUUGGAUCGGCGGUGCUGUACCGGGAUUUUGAACAUACUACCGUGGAACAGGCGGUGAAAUUCAUCCUUGGAUGUUUGUUGACGUUCUUCGGGGUGUAUUUGAUCACCAGCGGUCGAGAAGAGCAGACGGAUUCCGAUGAACUAGAAGACCACGAAGGGGACGAGACAAUUAGACUGCUCGACGAAGAAAACGAGGAUAUAGAUGUUCACACCUUCUAUCCAGGAGAAGUAGGAGACACAAGUGCCUCUCGAAGCACCGAACGGCUGAAAACAUCCCAUGAUGAGCAGGACGAACUAGAGGAUCCAGACGGCCUAUUGACACCUCGUCGCGUUUCAACGUCGUCCUCAGUUCCUUCCAUUGCAGUGACGCCGGCCGAAUCCACUGACCUCUUGAGUGUCAACCCUUGGGCAUCCUCCACCCUGGGGGAGGACACACCUGCGGCGGCUCCUCAGACUCCCCAGCUUGGGGCCCUCCAGCAAUCUGAUUCGGGGUCAGGUUCAACGUCGUUCUUCACGCCCGCCACGUCAAAACCAGGAGGCCGUACGCGCUCAGUCCCGGCCAACCUGGAGUCUUCCACCAUACAAAGCAUACCCCAGCUUCCCGCUGCCGUCAGCCCCACCGGUUUCGGCUCAGACGAGGCAUCUCCGGCGGCACUAGGGUUCCUGACACGCUCCGCUCGCGGAAGUAUCUCACGGCUUCUGCCGGUGCCUGGCCCCCUUCUCCCACCUUUAUCCUCGUCCCUUAGCGCGUUGGUCGCAGAUUCACUGCUCAAGGGUGAAGGAGCGUCUCCAUCCGCACGAGCUGCGAGCCGCCGCUCACGAUCUGUCCACCAUGCGCAUGAGGACGGUCGGCGGAGGGGUAUCGUCCCUGUCACAGACGAGGAGAACCCGCUGGGCCUGGAUGACGCCGAUCUCAGCCGUGCAACUACCCAGGAGACUAUCCCUACCCCAGGCUCACACAGAUAUGACAACAAUGAGGGAGACCAGCAGUAUCGCCAGACUAUAAGGGAGCGGCUGCCUAAUCUCCGGGCUCUCAGUGAGACCAUUUCGGGGAUCAUAGGACGUCCAAAGCCCAGAGGUGGCGGGAAGAGUAGAGAUGUCUUUGAUGACCAGCCAUGAGAAAAGAGUGGCCGCCACUGCCACUGCCUUUGAGUGUCUCUCUGCACCCCUAUUCCUUGUCUGAGAACAACCACUUGUCCACCUAGCAAGCCUUCUUUUUACAUUCUAGAGCAGCAGUCGCGAUGAAAAGCGGUGUCAAUUAAUAUGUAAUUCUCUUUAGAUUCAGUCACUUGUUCCAUUUACAUGCAAGAAUAUACGUAGUAUAAUGCAUGCAAGACAUCCACGUGUAUCUGGGAUAUCAUAUCAAUGACUGUGCUGAGAGGGACCUUUGUUGUUGGUGAAGGCCCAAACAAGGCAUUAAGGGCCUGCUCUGGCA